CUCAAACCAGACUUCGAAAAUUAGAACAGUGAAAGUAACUUUUGAAUCCCGAGAAAUGGCGCAGAGAGCCCUAAGAGAUGGGGUGAGAAUCUGCAACCAGUACAUUCCCCCCCAUCAAGUCCAAGAGGAAAUCCACGUGCCAAUGCCGCACUGCGGCAACUGCCUGUCAUACGAUCACCAUCACAAACAAUGUCCCACACAACACCAGAUAAUAUGCAUUAAUUGUAGUGAGGUAGGCCACACUGCCAACAAAUGCAAGAAUCAACCAAAGUGCAAGCAUUGCAAUGGGGACCACCCAGCAUUUGACAGAACAUGCCCAGUGAGAAGGGAAUUAAGGAAGAGGAAGGGAGAACUGUUGAGGGAGAAGGAAAAUGAGAAAGCUAAGAAAAGGAAUCCAGAGUAUAACUCUUAUAGCGAAGCCCUAAAAAAAUCGCUACCAACAAACAACAACAAUCAAAAUCCAAUUGUCAAUAAUAACCCCACAAUACAAAUUCAAAAUCAGGCCAUUAACUUGCAGCUUUAUCACAUUUAUAACGGGCAUAUCUUUGCAGCAUUGCAAGAUAUGGCCCACCCAGGGACGUAUCAGAAAGCAAUAGAUGAGUACUAUACUAUUAACAAUUUACCAAAAGUAAAAAUACCACAGAUGGCUUCAGGAGCCGACAUAAUAAGUAAACUAGCAAUAAUCACACAAACGUCAGCACAAGCGCCGCCACCAAAUAAUCAAGAAACACCACAGCAAACAAACACGGAAGCAACAAAUGUGGCUAUGGAAGAGUCAAUCACGGUACCGAAGAGGGUAGCAGAGGGAAGGGAGAGCGAUGAGGGGGAGGGAGGAAAAACGCCAAAAAAAGCGAAGAAGCACUCGGCAACAAAGCCUAAACUAUCUAACUUGGGCAGGCCUAUGGAGGAAGUGGAAGCAGACAUCGAAGAAAUUGAGAACGGAAUGGUGAGCAUUAUAUUCCCAAAGAAACUGAACAAAGAAAUGCUAACAAACGGAUAUAAAAUUCAAUUGAUAGACAAGUUUAUACAAGGCGAAGUCAACGGAGGAUCAACAAUGGAAGAAGAAACACUAAAAUCUAUACUGCACGCUCUGAUAGCUGAGGAGAGAGUUCCUCUUUCUUCCAUA
Messenger RNA from Macrobrachium nipponense, 1126 nucleotides. RefSeq lists its product as uncharacterized. NCBI's taxonomy places the organism in Eukaryota, Metazoa, Arthropoda, Malacostraca, Decapoda, Palaemonidae. The record is from RefSeq and is a predicted model, not a curated record. Gene Ontology annotation, molecular function: zinc ion binding; nucleic acid binding.